Messenger RNA from Psammomys obesus (fat sand rat), 2411 nucleotides. RefSeq names its product LHFPL tetraspan subfamily member 5 (gene Lhfpl5). NCBI's taxonomy places the organism in Eukaryota, Metazoa, Chordata, Mammalia, Rodentia, Muridae. The transcript has 4 exons. Gene Ontology annotation, biological process: detection of mechanical stimulus involved in sensory perception; sensory perception of sound. The record is from RefSeq and is a predicted model, not a curated record. Bases 306 to 965 code for a protein of 219 amino acids. Gene Ontology annotation, cellular component: plasma membrane.
GGGAGCGGGAGGGGCGGGCAGGGCGGCGGCGCAGGCCCAGACCCCGGCUGACCUAGAGGAGGUGGCAGACCUGAGCGCCUGCUGCUGUGGGCCACACAGGCUCCCGGGAAGCGUCUCCUGCCAAGCCGAGGCUGACCUUGGCCUGCUGCACUCCCAGCCACCCCGGGGGCAUGCCCCCGCCGCACCCCGACCUCAGGCCGCUCCUCACACCAGACUGAGGACUGACCCACGGCCCAGCGCUGCUCCCUAGGGCUGUAGCCCCGCAACCAGCCAGUGCACCCCCGUCCUAGCCCUGGGCCUUCGCCAUGGUGAAGUUGCUGCCAGCCCAAGAGGCCGCCAAGAUCUACCACACCAACUACGUGCGCAACUCACGCGCCGUGGGGGUGAUGUGGGGUACGCUCACCAUCUGCUUCUCGGUGCUGGUCAUGGCCCUCUUCAUCCAGCCCUACUGGAUAGGCGACAGUGUGAGCACGCCGCAGGCUGGCUACUUUGGCCUGUUCUCCUACUGCGUGGGCAACGUGCUGUCCUCGGAACUCAUCUGCAAGGGGGGCCCUCUGGACUUCUCCUCCAUCCCCUCCAGAGCCUUCAAGACCGCCAUGUUCUUCGUGGCCUUGGCCAUGUUCCUCAUCAUUGGCUCCAUCAUCUGCUUCAGCCUGUUCUUCAUCUGUAACACAGCCACUGUCUACAAGAUCUGCGCCUGGAUGCAGCUGGCGGCAGCCACGGGCCUGAUGAUCGGAUGCCUGGUCUACCCGGACGGUUGGGACUCCAGCGAGGUGCGGCGCAUGUGUGGUGAGCAGACGGGUAAAUACACACUGGGCCACUGCACCAUCCGCUGGGCCUUCAUGCUGGCCAUCCUCAGCAUCGGGGACGCCCUCAUCCUCUCCUUCUUGGCAUUUGUGCUGGGCUACCGGCAGGACAAGCUCCUGCCUGAUGACUACACGGCAGAUGGGAAAGAGGAAGUGUGAAGCGACUGAGGGCUGGCGAGCAAUUCUUCUGGCGGGCAUUAUUUCCCUGGCAAGGAAAGCUAGGACUUGGAUCCUCCAGAGAUGAAAUCUUUCCCUCCACUUCCUGUUCUCAGCUCUUCCAGGUCUGGGGCCCAGAGUCUCAGCACAGCGCAGGGUCCCUGUCUCCUUCUGUCCACAGACAACCGUGCGCGGUUGACAGCCGCUACGGAAGUGCAGCGAGCCACAUGACGACAUUCGGGCUGAGGGCCACGGGGGUGCACACCCGAGACCAGGCUCCGUUCCUAGCUAGCGAGCCCCUCCAACAAGCCACUUCAUCUUUGGCCUCUCUGCUUGGGAGCCUGUGUCUAGGAGCCUGAGCCUUGCGACUCUGGCCAAUAGUGAAGAAAUGGCUGGAAGCUGGGCUCAGCAGGGGCCCUCUGCUUCUCCCUUGUUUUCGUGUUGCUGCUCAGAGGAGGGUGAGGGAAGGAGACCCAGCAUAGUUGAAUUUGACUUCUCAUGGGAACCCAAACUCACACUUCUGCAGUGCUCCAUCCCGGAGCUGGCUCCAGAAAUUUGCCGUUGAUAAGAAAGCAAAAUUUCACACAACUAUGUAGCAUUUUUAUGAGAAACGUGGGUUUUGACGUAUCAGGUGGGUGAUCUUCGCUGGCCUCAGAUUAGGUGACAGUUCACGGCCACACUACUCCCUGUUAAUUUCCUUCAGGGAAUGAACCUGAGAAACAGGAUCCGGGCUCCUCCCAUUUAGGACAGGUGCCUGGCGGUACCACCAGGGUGCUGAGGAGCUAGGGUGAGCAUCUUAGUGUCCUGCUGGUGAUGGAGGGCUGGGAAGGCAGCUCAGGGGAUACAGUGCCUACCUAGCAUGUACGCAGCAGGUGCCACUGUCCUCAGCGCUGGGGGGAAACGACAGAGAAACUACCGUAAAGGGAUUUGAUCUUGUCACAUGGUCCACAGCAGCUGGUUUUUAGCAACGACCACGCUAGUGAAGGUUUUCAGCUCGUGACCAGGCCCUUGUACUGCGGAAGCCUCCUGAUGACAGCUGGGCACCUGGGCAGCACAGCACCCUCCCUCCCCGUGUGCACCAUCCACAGUGGACUCCUGGAGGGCCAGGUUGCCGGGGCCGCUCCACCCUCAAGUUCUUCGCACUGAUGACGACUGUGGUGAUCCAAAGAAGCUCCUGGGCUGUGGGGUGCACACCUCUUUGGGGCAGAGACAGUGGGUUUCCCCAGAACAGUCGGGUUUAAACAUGGCCAGUAUGAGAGAGAACUUAAGCCCACCAAUGCCCCAGAGAAUCACAUUUGCUCUAUCUUAAAGGAGACAGACGCCAACCUCACCAACAAUGAUUCUGGUUCUGCUUGCAGCUCUUUUCAAGUGGCUUCACCUUUAAAUCCUCACACACCUCUGACACCAUUCUUUUUUGAAAAUGUGCGGAAUAAAAAUCAGUGAAACGUA